GAGAAAAUUGUUUUUGUUUUUCUUUCUUUUCCCUCCUAUAAAAGCGCAGAGCUAUCCUUCAUUUUUAUGCACAGAGAAAGUGCUGAAGCCCAUAUAUAGUCAUCAUCAUUAUAUUUACAGGAGCUUCACUCCAAGCUUCAAUGGCGGCUCUUAGCAACCUCAUGAAGAAAAGAUCCCAUUUUUCCAUCUUCAAAGAGAAAUUCUUCUCUACUACCGCCUCCGCCAGCCCUUUAGUUGAUUCUCCUUCGUUUGCUCAGAGGCUCAGAGAUCUGCCCAAAGAUCUCCCUGGUACCAAUAUCAAGAAAGAAGUUUCUCAGCUUAUUGGAAGAACACCACUUGUUUACCUUAACAAAGUAACAGAGGGAUGUGGUGCUUAUGUAGCUGUUAAACAAGAAAUGAUGCAGCCUACUGCUAGCAUCAAAGACAGACCAGCAUAUGCUAUGAUCACAGAUGCAGAAAAGAAAGGUCUGAUCACGCCAGGAAAGACGACGUUGAUUGAGCCCACCUCGGGAAAUAUGGGAAUCAGCAUGGCAUUUAUGGCAGCAAUGAAAGGUUACAAAAUGGUACUCACAAUGCCCUCUUACACUAGCUUGGAGAGGAGGGUGACUAUGAGGGCGUUUGGAGCCGAUUUGAUCCUCACUGAUCCCACCAAGGGAAUGGGAGGCACAGUUAAAAAAGCUUACGAGCUUCUGGAAUCGACACCUGAUGCUUUCAUGCUUCAGCAGUUCUCCAAUCCUGCCAAUACGCAGGUGCAUUUCGAGACGACUGGCCCUGAGAUAUGGGAGGACACUAACGGUAAGGUCGAUAUUUUCAUUAUGGGGAUCGGAAGUGGAGGCACUGUCUCUGGUGUUGGGCAGUACCUGAAGUCGAAAAAUCCUGAUGUCAAGAUUUAUGGACUUGAGCCAGAAGAGAGCAAUAUUCUGAAUGGUGGUAAACCAGGUCCUCAUCACAUUACUGGCAAUGGGGUCGGGUUCAAGCCUGACAUCCUCGAUAUGGAUGUGAUGGAAGAAGUUCUCAUGGUUUCUAGUGAAGAUGCUGUUAAUAUGGCCAGAGAAUUGGCUCUCAAGGAAGGUCUCAUGGUUGGGAUAUCAUCGGGAGCUAACACGGUUGCGGCUCUUAGACUUGCCAGGAGGCCCGAAAACAAAGGCAAACUCAUUGUGACUGUCCACCCGAGUUUUGGGGAACGAUACUUGUCGUCCGUCUUGUUCCAGGAGCUGAGGAAUGAAGCUGAGAAGAUGCAGCCUGUUUCAGUCGACUAAUGUGCUUCUGGAACACAGAUUUUAAGUGAUUCUCCUUAGCAGGAGGAGUUGCUGUUUUUAUGUACUGCAAAUCUUGAGAUCCCUCAAGUGUUUGAUGUAUCAAAUAUCAGUUGUUUUUCUGUAUCAUUUAAUGCCAAUCCACUUUCUUCAUGUGGUUUAUUU
This is a messenger RNA of Sesamum indicum (sesame), 1421 nucleotides long. RefSeq names its product cysteine synthase C1 (gene CYSC1). The record is from RefSeq and is a predicted model, not a curated record. Gene Ontology annotation, molecular function: cysteine synthase activity. NCBI's taxonomy places the organism in Eukaryota, Viridiplantae, Streptophyta, Magnoliopsida, Lamiales, Pedaliaceae.